AUGGCAGUAUAAUAGCAGUAUAAAAGAAAGAAAAAGAAAGAAAAGAUAAAGGGUUAGGAGGGGUUUGUGCUCUUUAUGCAAAAAAGCAGAGAGGCCUCCUGAGACAUGUUGGAUGCUAUAAGAACACUAUCAUAAUGAUGACCCACAGUUCCUCUAAAACACAUAUAGUGAUUUCUCUCGCACAUUAAAUGAGCAACAAUGGUCAUUUCACGGUGCAUCACAGAAGGUCAAUAAAGGAACUCUGCCUAAUGCAAAAUGGAAAAUGGGACAUAUUUUUACUUCAUGUUGUUUGAAAAUCUUGGGUACAUAAGAUAUGGUUUCUUCAGUUUAGGAUUUAUGCUGUACUGUGCUAUCAUAUUAUUUAAUGUCCUUAUAAUGCUUGCAAUAUUUCUGGAAAGGACUUUACACCAGCCCAUGUAUAUUCUUAUUUUGUGUUUGUCUGUCAACUCUAUGUUUGGAACAGCUGGCUUUUUCCCAAGAGUACUGACAGACUUGCUAUCUGAUACACACUCAAUCUCUCUUGAAGCAUGUUUCUUACAGAGUAUUGUCAUUUUCAUGUAUGCUGCAAAUGAAUAUAUGAUAUUAAUGAUAAUGGCAUUUGACAGAUUUGUUGCAAUCUGUAAACCCUUACGAUACCACAACAUAAUUACACCAAGGUUUUUGACUGUUUCAGUAGUUAUAAACCUGGCCUAUCCAAUGAUUUUACUUGCUAUAAAUGGUUUUUUAAGUACAAAACUGAAAAUGUGUGGUAACAAAUUAUUUAAAGUGUACUGCCACAACUAUGAAGUAGUCAAGCUUUCUUGUGAAAAAACAAUAAUUAAUAAUGUUUUUGGCUUGGUUAUAUUAAUCACAACUACUAUAAUACCUUUAAGUUUAAUAUUAUAUUCAUAUGUAAAAAUUAUUAUCAUUUGUCAAAGAAGCUCAGCACAGUUCAAGAGCAAAGCGUUUCAAACUUGUAUUCCACACAUAGUGGUCCUUUUGAAUUUCUCAAUUGCUAUUAUUUCUGAGGUCACUUUGAGUCGAAUUGUGAAUUUAGAACUUCCUACAGGGCUGUCAGUUUUCCUUUCACUGGAGUUUCUUAUUAUACCACCCAUCCUGAACCCCCUUGUUUAUGCUUUAAACCUUCCUGAUAUUCGCAAAAAAAUUAUUUGUCUUAUAAACCCCUUCAGGUAGUGUCACAAGUAUGUUCUGUUUUUCCCUUUGUGUCUGCCUGAGUUCCAGUUUGUCUCCUAGAUCACCAAGCAGUUAAUCAUUCUGUGCAAGUGUUUUGUGUUAAUGAUAACUCCCUGCAUUUAUAAGCCCUGUGUUUCCUUAUUGUCCUGUCUCAUUAACUCAUUGUGGUAGUAUUCUGAGUUCUCCUACAAUUUUUCUGUUUAUCCAUUGUGGAUUUAAUGAAGACUGCUUUGUGUUAUGCUCCUACGUUUCGUGUGAGGGGUAGGAUUAGCGGUAGGGUUAGCAUAAGGAGAGUUUGUACAAUAUAAAAUAGUUUUAUCUAUGGAAUGUCCCCAUAAAACAUGAAAACCAAAUGUGUGUGUGUGUAUACUUUAACCAUGUAGCUCUUUAUUAUAUUUACUUUACAUCCAAUAUUGUGAAUCUGACUGUCCUCUAUAUGUACUAAGGUUAUUAUGUCUCCCUGCAUUCUGGAAGGAAACAAGAAAUGAGCACAAAAAUGAAUCCAGCUACUUUGUUUGUUAUAAAUUGACAUGAGCCUCCCCUUUAAAUUAUGCAAUGCUUUCUUAAAGCUGCAUUCCCCCAUUUUUCCUCUUUGUCUUCUGUUUGAAAACUGCGAUUGCAGUCAUAUGCGGAAUAGUUAUCGUUUCGUGCGUUGUGCAUCAGCACGACUCCUCAGCGGAUGAAUCUAAUGUUUGCUGUCAGUCAACGCGCCGGUGUGGAUACUGUGCUUCAGAAUCACAGAUUCUACGUCUUGAACGUAAGACCAAUUUAAGAUUUUUCACUGGAAAAUAUCAUCUGAAUAAGUAAGUAACAUUUCUGCCACUUUUGUUCUGACCAACUGAGGAAAAAAGCAUUAGGCCUACAAUAAAUCGCGCUGCCAAUGAUGAUUAAAUCUAACGAUAGCUUAGCUUGGAUCACGCCAAACCGUGAAAAAUAUUAUUACUGUUAUACUUUGUUCUCAAUGGUAACAACAUCAGCAUUGUCUAUCCCUAACUAUCCCUGCGUCUCACUCAGCUCCCUAGCUCCCAAGGUCGUGAAUCAGUAUAUCAUGUAAAUAAAUGAAUGUGGCCGAUUCACCUCUAGAGGCGUAAUAAAAACUAACACUGAUGUCUCUAAGAGUUUGUUUUGACACGUGACGUGAGGCUGCGCACUGCACAAAGCAGAACACUUCAAAAAACGGAUUUAAAACCAACAACAAAAUGGCAUGUUAGGCAUUGUACACUACAGUACAUGUUUUCAUAUCAUUAUAAAGUAAUUAGUUUGUUGACUAGAUGCUGCAUUAGAGGAGAACAGCAGUAUGUUUGCCGUCGAGGCUGGGAGGAUGCUAACAUUGAAUAUAUUUCUGAUUUGUUAUGUUUCUGUCGCUGUAUGAUGUGAAAACAGUUUAAAUAUGAAACUUCGCUGGAUAAUGAAUACAUAACAGCGAACAAAUGGAUAUAAACUAAUGCAAAUAAAUGGUAACAAUCGUGACAUUAAACAGUUGGUGUUUUUGUCACAUUGUUUUAACCGCUUGAGGUACUACUAAUUUCAAUUCUUUUUUAUUGGCACUGUAACACAUAUUUUGAUUAGAUAAUCAUCAAGUUUUCUCAAAUAAAGGCAAAUAAUGUGUUAAAGUAUAUAUAUAAUAGCCCUAUGU
Megalobrama amblycephala (Wuchang bream) is the source of this 2809-nucleotide messenger RNA. RefSeq names its product putative gustatory receptor clone PTE03. Gene Ontology annotation, cellular component: membrane. Gene Ontology annotation, molecular function: G protein-coupled receptor activity; olfactory receptor activity. The transcript has 2 exons. Bases 256 to 1173 code for a protein of 305 amino acids. Gene Ontology annotation, biological process: G protein-coupled receptor signaling pathway. The record is from RefSeq and is a predicted model, not a curated record. Lineage: Eukaryota; Metazoa; Chordata; Actinopteri; Cypriniformes; Xenocyprididae.